UGCGGCUCCAACCGCCACAGAGGAAGUUACGGUUAGUUCGUUAGCUGCUAACUCGCUAAAAAAAGUAAACAAGUCUGUUGCAUGAGAUGAGAUUCAACCGCGGCACAAAGUAGCUUUUCAACAAUGAAGGAAGACAAAGAAAACACUCGACCGAAGGAGAGAAAAGUGGAGAUAAAGUGUGAAGAUGGAGAAAAGACAGAAAGAGCCAAAGAAAAGAAGGAGGCCAUGACAAAGAUCGUGAUCAGACGAUUACCGCCAAGUCUGACCAAGGAGGACCUGGAGGAGCAGCUGCAACCCCUCCCAGAGGUGGACUACCUGGAAUUUUUCUCCAAUGACACCAGCCUUUACCCUCACCUCUUUGCAAGGGCUUACAUCAAUUUCAAAAAUCAAGAGGACAUAGUGCUCUUCAGAGAUCGAUUUGAUGGAUAUGUCUUCAUCGACAACAGAGGUCAGGAGUAUCCAGCAAUUGUAGAAUUUGCACCUUUUCAAAAGACUGCCAAGAAAAGAAGUAAGAAAAAGGAUGCAAAAUGUGGAACAAUUGCUGAAGAUCCUGAUUACAAGAAGUUCCUUGAAUUUUACAACGGAGAUGAAGAGAAAUUCACAUCCACACCAGAGACCCUGUUGGAGGAGAUUGAGGCAAAGUCAAAAGAACUUGUAGCCAAAAAGACAACUCCUCUGCUGGACUUCCUGAAGAAUAAACAGAGAAUCCGGGAGGAAAAGAAGGAGGAGAGAAGAAGGAGGGAACUGGAGCGCAAGCGUCUGCGUGAUGAGGAGCGUCGUAAGUGGAGGGAGGAGGAGAGGAGGAAACGCAAAGAGGCUGAGAAGAUGAAAAGACUUGAGAAACCGCUGGAGAAAGACAAGGACCACGUUAAAGAAGAGCCAAAAAUUAAGCUCCUGAAGAAGCCAGACAGAUGUGAUGAUGUUGAUUCUGAAAAGCCCAAGGAAAAGCCCAAGAGAGCAGAGAAGCCAAAUAAAGAGGACAGAUCCAUGGGGAGUGCUGAUCAGAAGAGGCGUCACAACAUUGAAAACAAGGAGGAUCGAGGGAGGAAAGGCGAAGACGACAGUCGAAAGGAGUUCAGGGAGCGUGACCACGAUCGAGACAGAGAGCGGGAGAAGGAGCGGCGGCAGAAAGAGAAGGAGCGCAUCAGGCGUCAGGACGAGGAUCGGCGGAGGAGGAGAGAACGGCAGGACGGAGAGAACUCCAACAGGAGGCGAGAGGACGAGGCUGAAAAAGAAAAAGCCUCCGAGAAGAAGAAGGGUGAAAACAUGACGGACUCCCCUCACUCUGAGCGGCAUGAGAAGCCUCCCAAAGACAGCAAGCGGGAGGAGAGUGGUAAAAGAGAGCGGCUACGAAAUAAGGACCGGCCUGCCAUUCAGCUGUACCAGCCAGGGGCCCGGAGCCGCAACCGAGCCACAGGAGGAGGAGCUGAAUCCAACUCUGCCGACAGGAAGCCAGAAUCAGAGACUAAGAAAGUGGCCGAGAAAGGAGACGACUGAGCAGAUUUCUACUUACGGCAUUUAAGGUUUGGUGAGGAGAGAGGAGACAGGCCUGAGAGGCUCAGAGCAGCAGGGUGGCGUCUCGGGGCCACGUGCAGUUCAAGCAGGGCUGCAUCCGGCUCUCCAAGUCUCAGAGGCAGAGGUGUGACUGUGGAGCCUCUUAGUGCCUGAACGCAACCCUCUUUAGUUUUAUUUGUAUGGGGAGGCAACAGUAACCUUUGGAAAGAGUUUGGCUGCAGGGCACAUUCGGUGAAGCCAAAGCUUUCUUGGACCAUGUGAACUCAAAGUGACCUUACUUCGGUAUUGUUUCUCUAAAGGAAAAGUGUGAGCUUUCAGAUUGAUCAUCUAAAUCACAGUCUGGAGGUGUAAAAUAACUUACCAGGUGUUUAGCCUUCUAAUGACUCAGUAUGACUGCAUUGCCAAGUUCUUGUUUUUGUUUCUAUACUGUUUUACGUGAGAUUUCUGUUGUAGCAUUGCCAUUGUCAAGUGUACACAUGGGAAUUACAGCCUACUCUGCCAGUGGAGCUCAACUUUUCAUAAUUUGUUGCUCUAAAAUACCUCUGCAACAUAUAUCGAAAGACAUAAUCUGUAGUUGCCUGAUCAGGGUUUUUGUGCGUUUUUCAUCGAUCCACACACUGAUGGAGGAGAAACAGCCAUUUCUGACUAGACUGCCAUGUGACCGCUAUGCCUGCAUGCAGACUCGAGAUGCAGAAGUUGAAUAAUCAGAGUGAUUAACCUGUGGCCUUCCCCCUUCUUUUUCUAAUAUGAAACUCUCCUUAAGUAUUAAUCUGCGAUGCACUAAACUGAAUGCAGCAUGAAAACAUAUCACUGAUGAUGCUAACAUACAGAAGCCACUUUUGAUUGGAAAUAAAAAGAUCUUUGCUUAAA
Amphiprion ocellaris (clown anemonefish) is the source of this 2385-nucleotide messenger RNA. RefSeq names its product UPF3B regulator of nonsense mediated mRNA decay (gene upf3b). The record is from RefSeq and is a predicted model, not a curated record. Bases 124 to 1497 code for a protein of 457 amino acids. Lineage: Eukaryota; Metazoa; Chordata; Actinopteri; Pomacentridae. Gene Ontology annotation, cellular component: nucleolus; cytoplasm. Gene Ontology annotation, molecular function: mRNA binding. The transcript has 10 exons. Gene Ontology annotation, biological process: nuclear-transcribed mRNA catabolic process, nonsense-mediated decay; positive regulation of translation.